Molecule: messenger RNA, 195 nt
Organism: Sphaerulina musiva SO2202
Lineage: Eukaryota; Fungi; Ascomycota; Dothideomycetes; Mycosphaerellales; Mycosphaerellaceae
Exons: 2
Coding region: 1-195 (64 amino acids)
Biological process (GO): protein import into mitochondrial matrix
Cellular component (GO): mitochondrial outer membrane translocase complex
Source: RefSeq, a predicted model, not a curated record
AUGCCACCCAAAGGACAGCAACGCGGCACAGCUCUCGGCGGCCCACGUCAGCCUCCAAGGGGAGGUUUUGCGCGCGAGACAUACAAAUGGUUUACCAGCUCAGAGAACAGGAGUGUGGUCACAUCACUGGCUUUCUUUGCGGGCGGUGUUGCAUUCCUGAGCAGUAGCUGGGCAGAGGUUCUGCUGCCCCCGUAA